Molecule: messenger RNA, 4473 nt
Organism: Hipposideros armiger (great roundleaf bat)
Lineage: Eukaryota; Metazoa; Chordata; Mammalia; Chiroptera; Hipposideridae
Product: multidrug resistance-associated protein 9-like
Biological process (GO): transmembrane transport
Cellular component (GO): membrane
Molecular function (GO): ATP hydrolysis activity; ABC-type transporter activity; ATP binding
Source: RefSeq, a predicted model, not a curated record
AGUGAAAGCGUUCCUAGGCCAACAGCCCAGGGCUCCAGGCUGCCAUCAGAAUGGUGGGUGAAGGCCCCUACCUUAUCUCAGAUCUGGACCGGCGAGGCCGGCGGAGAUCCUUUGUAGAGAGAUAUGACCCCAGCCUGAAAACCAUGAUCCCUGUGAGGCCCUAUGCAAGGUUGGCACCCAACCCCAUGGACGACGCGGGGCUGCUCUCCUUCGCCACAUUUUCCUGGCUCACGCCCGUGAUGGUUCAAAGCUACAGGCACACACUGACUGUGGACACCCUGCCCCCAUUGUCGCCUUAUGACUCAUCCAACACCAAUGCCAAACGAUUCCGAAUCCUUUGGGACGAGGAGGUAGAAAGGGUGGGUCCUGAGAAAGCCUCUCUGGGCCGAGUGGUCUGGAAAUUCCAGAGGACCCGUGUUUUGAUGGAUAUUGUGGCCAACAUCCUGUGCAUUGUCAUGGCGGCCAUAGGACCGACGGUUCUCAUUCACCAAAUCCUCCAGCACACCGAGAGCACCUCCAGGAAUGUCUGGAUUGGCAUUGGCCUGUGCAUCACCCUUUUUGCCACCAAGUUUACCAAAGUCCUCUUUUGGUCCCUCGCCUGGGCCGUAAAUUACCGCACAGCGAUCCGGUUAAAGGUGGCCGUCUCCACUCUGGUUUUCGCAAACCUGGUGUCCUUCAAGACGCUGGCACACAUCUCAGUAGGGGAGGUGCUCAAUAUACUAUCAAGUGAUAGCUAUUCCUUGUUUGAAGCUGCCUUGUUUUGUCCCUUGCCAGCCACCAUCCCCAUCCUAAUGGCUGUCUGUGCGGUGUACGCCUUUUGCAUUCUGGGGCCCACAGCUCUCGUCGGCAUAUCUGUGUAUGCCAUAUUCAUCCCCAUCCAGAUGUUUAUGGCUAAGCUAAGUUCGGCUUUCCGAAGGUCAGCAAUUUCAGUGACAGACAAGCGUGUUCAGACAAUGAAUGAGUUUGUGACCUGCAUCAAGCUGAUUAAAAUGUACGCCUGGGAGAAAUCUUUUACCAAGACCAUUCGAGAUAUAAGGAAGAGGGAAAGGAAACUCCUGGAAAAAGCGGGAUUUGUCCAAAGUGGAAACUCAGCCCUGGCCCCCAUUGCAUCCACCAUAGCCAUCGUACUGACAUUCACCUGUCACAUCCUCCUGAGACGCAAGCUCACCGCCUCGGUGGCAUUCAGUGUGAUCGCUAUGUUUAAUGUAAUGAAGUUUUCCAUCGCGAUCUUGCCUUUCUCAGUCAAAGCAAUGUCCGAAGCCAGUGUCUCUCUAAGGAGAAUGAAGAAAAUUCUCAUAGCUAAAAGCCCCCCAUCUUACAUCUCCCAACCAGAAGACCCAGACACUGUCUUGCUUUUAGCAAAUGCCACCUUGACAUGGGAGCAAGAAGCCAACACGAAAAGCGACCUAAAGAAAGUGGAGAGCCAGAAAAGGCAUUUUCUCAAGAAACAGAGGCUGGAGACAUACAGCCUGAGUCCAUCAGCCCAGGACGUCGCUGGCCCAGAGCAGCACGGUGGUAGCUGCAAACCAGUCCUGCACAAUAUCAGCUUUGCUGUGAGAAAGGGGAAGAUCCUGGGGAUAUGCGGGAAUGUUGGCAGUGGAAAAAGCUCCCUCAUUGCAGCUCUCCUGGGACAGAUGCAGCUACAACAAGGGGUCGUGGCGGUCAGCGGGACUCUGGCCUGCGUUUCCCAGCAAGCGUGGAUCUUCCAUGGAAAUGUGAGAGAGAACAUAUUAUUUGGAGAAAACUACAAUCACCACAGGUAUCAGCACACGGUUCGUGUCUGUGCCCUCCAGGAUGACCUGAGCAGCCUCCCUUAUGGAGACCUGACUGAGGUCAGGGAGCGGGGCCUCAACCUCUCGGGCGGGCAGAAGCAGAGGAUCAGCCUGGCCCGCGCCGUCUACUCUGACCGUGAGGUCUACCUGCUGGACGACCCCCUGUCGGCCGUGGACGCCCACGUGGGGACGCACAUUUUCGAGGAGUGCAUUAAGAAGACGCUCAGGGGGAAGACCGUCGUCUUGGUGACCCACCAGCUGCAGUUCUUGGAGUCUUGUGAUGAAGUCAUCUUGUUAGAAGAUGGAGAGAUUUGUGAGAAGGGAACCCACAAAGAGUUAAUGGAGGAGAGGGGAUGCUAUGCAAAACUGGUUCACAACCUCCGAGGAUUGCAAUUCAAGGAUCCUGAGCACAUUUACAAUGCAGCGAUGGUGGAAGCCCUUAAGGAGAGCCCUGCUGACAGAGAUGAAGGUGCAACCAGGACUUCUGUAUUUCUCACCCUAGUUUUGGCUCCAGGAGACGAGAAGGAGGAAAGGAAAGACCCCGACACAGACUCAGCAUUUGCAGACACCAACGGCCUGUGGAGACUCAUGGGGAGCUGUGAUGAGAGUAAUGCGGAGCUGAGGUGGGAGUACCGAGUCAGGGAGGGCUUCACAGAGGGGGCGGCCUUUGGACUGGUCCUUCGAGGACAGAUCUCACAGAGCCCAAUGAGCCUCUUCGACACGACGCCCACCGGCAGGCUGAUGAACCGUUCUUCCAAGGACAUGGACGAGCUGGACGUGAGGCUGCCGUUCCACGCCGAGAACUUUCUGCAGCAGGUCUUCAUGGUGGUGUUCAUCCUCGUGAUACUGGCAGCUGUGUUUCCUGCCGUCCUUCUAGUCCUGGCCGGCCUUGCUGUGGGCGUCUUUAUUCUUUUACGGUAGGUCAGUGCACUAUUUUAUAAAAAGGAGCAAACAAAACCUACACGUUUGGUUAACUCCGCACAAUGACCGGGUGGUGUCAGGUGCUGGAGUUCUCAGCAGGGCCUGGGCGUCAUCCACGCCUACGACAGGAAGGAGGACUGCAUCAACAACCACCUCCUGUACUUUAACUGUGCUCUCAGGUGGUUUGCUCUCAGAAUGGAUGUCCUCAUGAACAUCGUCACCUGCAUUGUGGCCUUGUUGGUGACCCUGAGUUUCUCCUCAAUCAGUGCAUCAUCCAAAGGCUUGGCGUUGUCCUACAUCAUCCAGGUAAUCGGACUGCUCCAAGUGUGCGUGCGGACCGGAAGCGAGACCCAGGCCAAGUUCACCUCGGUGGAGCUGCUCAGGGAGUACAUUUCGACCUGUGUUCCUGAAUGUACUCCGCCCCUCAAAGUGGGGACCUGUUCCCAUGACUGGCCCAGCCGUGGGGCGAUAACCUUCAGAGACUAUCAGAUGAGAUACAGAGAAAACACUCCCCUUGUUCUUGAUGGGCUGAACUUGACCAUCCAAAGUGGGCAGACAGUUGGGAUUGCCGGAAGAACAGGUUCAGGGAAGUCGUCCUUAGGAAUGGCCUUGUUCCGCCUGGUGGAGCCAGCCGGCAGCGCCAUCUUCAUCGACGAGGUGGACAUCUGCACGGUCGGUUUGGAAGACCUCAGAGCCAAGCUGACUGUGAUGCCCCAGGAGCCUGUCCUGUUUGUAGGUACAGUAAGGUACAACUUGGAUCCCUUUGGGAGUCACACGGAUGAGGUGCUCUGGCAGGCUCUGGAGAGGACGUUCAUGAGAGACACAAUAAUGAAGCUCCCAGGAAAAUUACAGGCAGAAGUCACAGAAAAUGGAGAAAACUUCUCAGUAGGGGAACGCCAGCUGCUUUGUAUGGCCCGAGCGCUUCUCCACAAUUCAAAAAUCAUUCUCCUUGAUGAAGCCACCGCCUCCAUGGACUCCAAGACUGACACCCUUGUUCAGAGUACCAUCAAAGACGCCUUCAAAGGCUGCACAGUACUGACCAUCGCCCACCGCCUCAGCACGGUCCUCAACUGCGACCUCGUCCUGGUCAUGGAAAACGGGAAGGUGGUCGAGUUUGACAAGCCUGAAGUCCUUGCCGAGAGGCCAGAUUCAGUGUUUGCGAUGUUACUAGCAGCAGAAAACAAAGUCCCCGUGGGGCCACAUCAGCUGACUUCAGAGGAGUGGGACAAGUGAGAUGAGCUGGAUGAGCCUGCGGAGGAGGGUGGUUGUCCCAGCAGGCGGCCCGGGUCCACUGUCCCUUCCAUCCCUGACUCCCAGCUGAGCUGAAGCAGAGAUGGCUUUCCUGCCUCUCCCAGCUCCCAGCUCCCAGCUCAUGCCUCCUGACCUCACUCGGCGGACUUGGGGCUGGUUCUGGGGUGGUGAGCACAGGCAGAGGAAGCCAGGGGGUUCAAGACCUGCCCCUCACCCCCUAAAAUCCCAAGGGUUUCUCCUGUGUCCUUAUCAAUACCACCUCAGUGCCUGAAAAUAGAAACAUUGUCACUUUCAGUUAAAAACUAGUCCAAGUAAACAGAAUGGACAAAUGCCUACGGAUGGGUUUGUAAAGGUUUCUUGCAGUUUUCUCCCCAUUUAACUGCCGUGCACAUCUAUUUUGAGUGAGUGACCAGCAGUAACUACACAGACCUGUACCAUGAAAAAUCGGUUACAGAGUUGGCAAGAAAACUUAAAAAUAAAAUCAUAUUGUAUGUUCCUUUUAAUCUAUUAGAAUAACCAGGAAAACAAA